Molecule: messenger RNA, 4179 nt
Organism: Triplophysa rosa
Lineage: Eukaryota; Metazoa; Chordata; Actinopteri; Cypriniformes; Nemacheilidae
Gene: mosmoa
Product: modulator of smoothened a
Exons: 3
Coding region: 708-1211 (167 amino acids)
Biological process (GO): negative regulation of smoothened signaling pathway
Cellular component (GO): Golgi apparatus; ciliary membrane
Source: RefSeq, a predicted model, not a curated record
CUGUUGUGUCUGACGAUAGACGCUGCGUGGGGGUUUUCGCUUGAUGUCAUUGGGAAAGACGCGAGAGCUGCGUUUACAUCGUUGUUUCUCAUGCUUCAGUGGCGGUUUGCUGUCUUUAAUUCCCUUACGCACUCACAUAACACUCUUUAACCCCCCCAGGCUGGUUUUUCAUCCGUUUUUGGCAUGAAGAAGAUGAUGCGGCGGUGCCGUGCUCGCCCUCGGCGGUCGUGCAGAUGCGCGUGCAGCUGAGGCGAAAGAUGGACCAUAACACCGUCGACGAAAACGACCGAUUGCGGCUCUAAAUAGCUGUUUUUCUUCUUUUCCUGUUAAAAUCACGCCGACGAGAACUUGUUUUGAGAUGGCUAUGAGGACGUCGAGCGGCACAAGGCCCUCCGGACGACAAACAACCCGUCGGGAUCUGUAGCCCGUUAGCUAGUAACAGAAGAACACUGCAGUCACCAUAUGAGGAGGAUGAUGAUGAGGAUGGAGCACCAGCCCUGAGCUCUUAUUAGGAGGAAGAUCAGGGACAUUGCCUGGUCUUUUGGGCCUUUAUAUUGAUCUAAAAGGGCCCUGGACUUCAUAUACAUCAUAUCAUAUCAUGCAGUCGGGAUUGAACAGUGAACAUUCUGCUUACUGACUGCUUUCUUAUAUCUAAAGAAAGAUUUGCUCACUUUUUCAGUCAAACACCACUGACCAGAUAACCUGAGAUGGAUAAACUUACCAUUAUUUCAGGAUGUCUAUUUCUGGCUGCGGAUAUAUUUGCCAUAGCGAGUAUUGCCAAUCCAGACUGGAUCAACACUGGCGAGUCAGCAGGUGCACUUACUGUCGGACUUGUGCGUCAAUGUCAGACCAUUCACGGACGAGAUCGAACCUGCAUCCCCCCGCGACUCCCACCAGAGUGGGUGACCACGCUGUUCUUCAUCAUCAUGGGCAUCAUCUCCCUCACGGUCACCUGUGGCCUGCUGGUGGCCUCUCACUGGCGCAGAGAAGCCACAAAGUACGCCAGGUGGAUCGCCUUUACAGGAAUGAUCCUGUUUUGUAUGGCGGCCCUCAUCUUUCCAAUAGGAUUCUACAUCAAUGAAGUAGGGGGACAACCAUACAAAUUACCCAACAACACAGUGGUGGGCUCCUCAUAUGUACUGUUCGUGCUCUCCAUUUUCUUCACGAUAGUGGGGCUCCUUUUUGCGGGAAAAGUCUGCCUUCCUGGCUGAGGGAACAUUCCCAGCAGGGACAUCUGGAGUGUUCAAAGUGAUUUCGGAGGAAAACGGCACUUGAGGAGCAUUUACGGAGGAUGGUAUUAUAUGGUAAUAACUCGCUGAACUGCACAACGACGAUAAAAACAAUGAAUGCACACAAUGGUGCAUCCGGCUACAUGCUCUCCUUUGCCCAACCUGUGCUUAUUUAAACCCUGUCUUUAUGUUGCAUUUUGGGCGUAAAAGUACAAGGGGCCAUCCGAAAACAAAAGAGUGCACCACAACAGCUGCUUCCACCACAGUUUUCUUAAUUUCGUUGUUGUCUCAAGGAUUAUAGUUUCAGUAUGUUCCAUUCAUUCAAGUUCUGCAGUUUGUAUACACACAUGUCGCCCCCUGCCUUUGUAGAGAAGAAUGACAAGACAGUGGUGAGGAACGCAGGCGGAGACACGAUAGGGCCUUGGGCCAUCAAAAAAGGGUCACGGUUGUACAUCCUCAGUGAGAGGCCCAAGAGCUGGCCAAGGCAAAACACUGUUACAAAAGAAGGAAAGGGAAAAGGGAACAGUAUUAAAAUAUUUUUUUUGCUUGAACACUACAUGAGGCAAAUGCACCAGGACUGCCGGUCAGGACCCUGCAAAGCUUUACCUCGCUCUUAAACACUCAGAUAUCGACGGAUGUGUCUCUAGUUAUGACAUCCAUACCAAAAGAAACUCCUGCCUGCAUUCAGUGUUGAGUCAGUUCAGUUCGGUUGCAGGCGGACAGUUGUGGUUUGACUUUAUACCUGGUCAUCAUUUUUGGUUUGAUCCCUAGAUUUGCAGAGCCCUUUACUUGUUUGGUUUCAUUUUGCUGAUGUGCCAUAAAUCUGUUUUUGUUGUAUGAACGCAAAGGGCAAGAGUUUGGUUUUUGGGAGCGCACUGUGCAGUAUAGCCAUUUAUUAGGUGAUGCACUACAAAUGUACAAAAAGAGAACUCCUUACCUCAUUAUUUUGCAUUUCAAACUAUUUCCCCCAUAGUUUACCACGACAAAAAUGUGUGCCCUGUAAGUUAUGUUCUGCUCGAUCAUAGACAUUUCAUCAAAAUGCUGUGAUAAUGGCAAAAUUAUUUAUCUGACACUGAAUAAAAGGAGAUCAAGAAAGUGUGUGUUACAUCAGUUGUUCUGUUUCUGAAGCGUUCCCCCAUAUGAAUAAGAAGUGUGAGCUUUAAGAGUGUAUCUUUACAGUCGAACAAAAUUACAAUCUCUGUUUAUUUAUGACUUAUGAAUUUGAAGGUUACAUUUUUCUCAAAAUAACCUAUUCAAGUUUUUUUCUCUCAAAUGUGCUUUGAUUUUGUUUUAUAACAAUUCAUUCUCAGUCCCCUGUACAUUCUUUCCUAAAUGAAUUUACUUCUUUGGGAGAAUGCACUUUCCUCUGAAACAUUCAAAUUCAUCAUAGUAACGGCAAACCCUGAUACAUUUAUAUUUAUUAACUAUUUUAAGGAUUCUCAUAAAUGUGCAGAGUAAAAGCUUACAUUUAGAGCGAAAAAUGACAAAGGUGAUAAAAAUAGGAACACAAAAAAUAUCAUUCGUUUCAUUCAGGAUUUGUACAAUUGCUCUUGGCAAAAGGUAUCUCACUUCUUUGUAGCACUGGGACCUAAAUUAAUGUGAAAUGUCGGUGGCCUGCCGUGGAAGACAUCACCUUCAUCCUAAAGACUGCACCUGCUUGGGAUUUUUUUUUUUGACACCCAUCAUAAAAUGGAAAACAAUAAUAUGCGAAUAAUGAAAAUCUGUUAUUUAUGGUUUGAAAAGGGAAGGAGACCAAUGCAUGAAUAACAGUAUUAUCUAUCAAAGGAUGUUAUCAGUGCUUGUGCACAGUUACUGUUCAAGAGCUUCUUAUUACUGGCAAGACAGACUUUUCUCUGCUUCUCUUUGUUUCAAUAUUUCACUGUACACAAUUAAAGGCAUACAAGAAAGCAUACUGCCUGAAUUGACCUGACAUUUACUUAAUGAGCAAUCCAGCUAUAACUUUGUGUUCCUUUGAUGAAAACGCACCAGAUUUUGCAUGCACAAAGGCUCUGGCUAAUUGCAUUUUGUAUCGUUUUAGGAGGAAUACGAUAUAUGGUUGCUUAGCAACUAGCAGUUGCAUUACUUGUUCUGCCUACUGUCCUGUUUGAGCUAGAAGCUUAAUUUCACAUCAGACUGCCGCUCCUGUUUGGGAACAGAUCUGCGUCAAUGACCCACAGGUUUAGGCAGCAGUAGAUUUGUUUUGAUUAUAUAAACUUGUUCAUGUUAUAAAUAGAGUACCAUGCAUAAAACCUGUCAGAUGAACACUGAAUUAAGUUGUCUUAUCACACCUGUCUCUGUACAAGCCUUGCUAUGUAGGAAUAAAAAAAAUAGGAAGCCGUUAAAGGGACAGUUCACCCAAAAAUGAAAAUUCUGUCAUCAUUUACUCACCCUCGAGUUGUUCCAACCCUGUAUACACUUCUUUGUUCUGCUAAACAUAAAGAUAUUUGGAAGAAUGUCCGUAACCAAACAGAUCUCAUCCCCCAUUGACUCCCAGAGUAUUUAUUUUCCCUUCUAUGGCAUUAAAUGGGGGUCGAGGUCUGUUUGGUUAUUGACAUUCUUACAAAUAUCUUUGUGUGUUCAGCAUAACAAAGAAAUGUAUAUGGGUUUGGCACAAUCUGAGGCUGAGUAAAUAAUGACAGAAUUGUCGUUUUUGAGUGAACUAUCCCUUUAAGAACAUUCAAGUCAGUGGGUGUGUGGUUUAAGGAAUGGUGUAGGACAUAUAAUAUAUUUUGUGUUCCACAAAAAAAGAGUCAAAUACAGGGUUUGAAUGACGGGGGUGAAUAAAUGAUGACACAAUUAUUACUUUGUGGUUAACAACUGUGCACCACAGCAUGUUACUGUAACAACCGUUAUUAUAUUAUUAUCUAAACAUAAUUAUUAUACACACGUGUUGGAUCCAGUUUCAAAAGGUCUAGAAAUUAUACAAUAAAUCAAAUAUGUGCAUUAAUAA